CGCGCCCUUCCGUGCUGGGCCGCUUCUGUGCGCGCCCAGCCUUCCGACAGGCCAUACGACCCCUCGAUCGCGGAUGCUGCCGCUGCUGGACUUCCUCCUUCACCCAGACGACACGACAGCUGCCGCGACAGACGAGAACCGCACGGUUUGCGAGGAUAGCGCUGCGAGCUGGCGGCACCGGUGCCCUCGGUACAGCAGCAUUCUUCGAGCUUUCCCAAAAGGACAAUGAAGGCACAGACCAGACUGGUGAGGGGCGGAUGCUCGAGGCCAGCAGGGCCGAGAUCAAGAAGAAGCUGGAUGACAAUGACGUUGGGUUCUCGAGGGUAUGGCACUCGCUUCUCAUCGGCUUGGACACGUAUCUUGUCGAACCAGUCAUGACGGGCAUUCGCUUCUUGCAUCUCGUCAUCAUCUUUGUGCCUGUCAUCGUGACAGUGCCGGCCAUCUGGUUCGGCGCUCGCCAGCCCAGCCGCGACAACGAGCGGAGCGGCACAUUAUGGUGGUACGCUUUCCUCGUGCAGGCCAUGGAGUGGGCUGGUCCGGCCUUCAUCAAGCUCGGCCAAUGGGCCGCUUCUCGAUCCGACAUCUUCCCGACGGAGAUGUGUGAAAUCAUGUCAAAACUCCACUCCAACGCCCCCGCCCAUUCCCUCCACGCAACAAAACGCAUCGUCUCCCAUGCCUUUGGCGGCAAGUCCUUUGAGGCGAUCUUUGACGACUUUGACGAGAAGCCUCUCGGCGUCGGCGCCAUUGCGCAGGUGUACAAGGCCAAGCUCAAGCCCGGACUGGCGGUGCCGAGCGAUGGCGAUCUGCCGCGAGAGCCGAGCCUCCUGCGCCACAAGGUCGUGAAGAAUGUCGAGACGGCGCUCAAGAGCUCCCCGAAACGCGUACCCUCGUCCUAUGUCGCUGUCAAGGUGGUACACCCCAACGUCGAACGCACCGUGCGUCGUGAUCUGCGCAUCAUGUACUUCUUCGCCUCGGCCAUCAACAUCAUCCCCACCAUGGAAUGGCUGUCGUUGCCCGAUGAAGUCGCGCAGUUUGGCGAGAUGAUGAAACUGCAGCUCGACCUGCGCAUCGAGGCCGCCAACCUCGCCAUCUUCCGCAAGAACUUUAAAGAUCGGAGUACGGCCUGGUUCCCGUAUCCGUACACCGAGUUCACCACGCGCAAUGUGCUCGUCGAGGAGUUUGCCCAAGGCAUCCCGCUGGCCGAUUUUAUGGAGAACGGUGGCGGCGUCUUCCAGCAAGAUAUUGCCGAGGAGGGACUAGACGCCUUCCUUCGCAUGCUGCUGAUUGAUAACUUUAUCCAUGCCGACCUGCACCCCGGCAACAUCAUGGUUCGCUUCUACCAGGCAGAAAAGCCCAGUCUCAUGAGCUCUCGUGCGAAACACCCCGACGAGGGCGACGACGUGACGGAGCAAGUCCUGGCCCGCCUCCGCCCCUACCGCCACCGCAAAGACCCCGCAGCAUGGGACGCUGAGCUCAAGAAGAUUGAGCACGAAGGCUUCCACCCGCAACUCAUUUUCAUCGACACAGGUCUCGUCACCGAGCUCAACGCCACGAACCGCACCAACUUUCUCGACCUCUUCCGGGCCGUCGCCGAAUUCGACGGCUACAAGGCCGGCAACCUCAUGUGCGAGCGCUGCCGCCAGCCCGACGACGUCCUCGACCAGGAGGUCUUCGCGCUCAAGAUGCAGCACCUCGUCCUCGGCGUCAAGAGCAGGACCCUCGCCCUCGGCAACAUCAAGAUUGGCGACAUCCUGCAGCAGGUCCUCGGCAUGGUGCGCGGCCACCACGUGCGCAUGGAGGGCGACUUUGUCAACGUCGUCAUCAGCAUCCUGCUCCUCGAGGGCAUCGGCCGCAGCCUGAACCCGGACAUGGAUCUCCUGAGCAGCUCGCUGCCCAUCCUGCGCCAGCUGAGCGCGCAGUCGGGCGCCGAGAUGGCCAAGCAUGGCGAUUUCUCCAUGCUCUUUGUGUGGAUGGGCCUGGAGACGCGCAAGUUCCUCCAGGCCAGUAUUGAGGAUGUGGAACGCUUGGUCAAAUAUGAUCUCCUUGCGCCGAAUGUAUAG
Molecule: messenger RNA, 2060 nt
Organism: Verticillium nonalfalfae
Lineage: Eukaryota; Fungi; Ascomycota; Sordariomycetes; Glomerellales; Plectosphaerellaceae
Exons: 3
Cellular component (GO): mitochondrion
Source: RefSeq, a predicted model, not a curated record